AUGAUGAAUUCUCCAAAUGUUGUUACUCGAUUGAAAGAGAGUCGCAUUCGGAAUUCCCGCAGCCGGACUUCGCAAGAUAAUGAUAUCUCGAGCAAUGUGGCGCAAAGGAGCCUUCGCGACAAUGACAAUGGAUCCCCGACGCCUUCGAAUGAGCGCAUCAAUAUUUUUGGCCAAACACGCAAUGCGCAACAGCAAGAUUACGAUGGCGAUGCAUCAUCAGGCUCUCACACACUCUCUGUAGCGUCUUCUCAUCGGCAACGUCGCAAAUCAGCUGUCGCCACGCACCAACCUAUCGAGCAAACCAAUGGCAUGUUUCUUCAACCUGAGACCCAUCCAAUCACUGAAGAACAACUAGUCAAUGAAGUCAGAGCCAUCUACGCUGGUCUAGUGAUGGUCGAGAAGAAAUGUAUUGACAUUGUCAAGCAACAAAGUGAGAAUCCAGAGGAACUUACUGUGCUGCAAUGGCAGGCCCUGACUGCGCUGCACAGGACGCUCCUCCAUGAGCAUUUUGAUUUCUUUCUUGCUUCAAAUCAUCCAGCUGCAAACAAGUCAUUGAAAGCACUAGCGAAAACCUAUUCUAUGCCAGCAAGAAUGUGGCGAUAUGGUAUUCAUUCGUUCUUGGAACUGCUGCGAAAGAAGUUGCCCUCGUCACUUGACCAUAUGCACACCUUUAUUUACAUGGCGUAUGCAAACAUUACUCUGCUGUUGGAGAGCGUCCCAGAUUAUAAGGAAACGUGGAUUGAAUGUCUCGGCGAUCUGGCACGCUACCGGAUGGCCAUAGCAGAGGUGGACAUGUACGAUCGAGAAAUCUACACCAGUGUUGCUAGGUACUGGUAUACCAAAGCCGCCGAUCUCAAUCCGGAUGUUGGAAGGGUUCAGCAUCAUUUGGCCGUCCUUGCUCGGCCGAAUCUGUUGCAGCAGUUGUUUUACUAUUCCAAGGCUUUGGUCAGCGUUCAGCCUUUUACCAAUGCGCGGGAUAGUAUCUUGCUCCUUUUCGGGCCUCUCCUAGACCCUGCAAAAGCUGCAGCAAAGUACUCCAAAUAUUAUCCUCGAGCCCUGACUGUUUUUGUCGAAGCUCAUGGUGUUUUAUUCACAAGACAGGACGUUUCUACGUUUCUAAGGCUGGCCGAGGAAUUCUUGUCUGAACUUGAUAAACACGUUGGACUCGUGGGCCCGUUGUUUAGAGAACAAGGGGUAUACAUAACAGCUUCUAAUUACGCUGCCAUCUUUGAUUAUGGUCAUGAUGGUGCAGAGAUUCCUUCCAUGUUCGAUCAAGCUGGGCUCAUUCAGACAAGAACAUUCGAGAUACUGGAGCAAGCAUACAGAUCCUGGCAAAACCCUUCUUGUGUACAGGUUGGAAUCGAGCAUCGAACUGUUGGAAUAAAUUCCAGUGAGCAGGUAGUCUCAAUAGCGUCUCAUUUUGCAUUCACCACUCUCGAUGUUAUACUUGAUCGUUUGGGUGAUAGAAAUACAUUGCCAAGUGUACACGUCUCUCUGGCUUUUCUAUGGUGUAUGGCAAUGGUACCGGAAAGCAUGGCUCGUAUUCAGGCGGACGUGCCCUGGGAACGACUUGCGACGUAUCUAAAUACGCUAAUCAAUCCCGAUACUGAUAUGGCUGAAAUUGAGAACGGGGCUUUCCCGGCGCAGGAGUCAGGGGCCUCGCGGCAAUUACCAGAGGAUUUCCUAAUCCAUGGCCUUUCCUGGAGUAGAAUGUACUAUCCGCCAAACUUCUUCUCUGACAUGGCCGAAGACGAUGAGCGGUCAAUUGAACUUCCAUCUGUCAUCGUCCCACGGACACGACGAUGCUUAUGGUUGGCAAGUAAGAUUGCUAAAUUCAACUGCUGGCUGGUCUAUGACACUGAAAGCUGCAAAUUUUGCGCCACUCAAUUCGCCCACGAACUCGCCGCGCUGUCAGGACAAUAUCAAAUUCUUUGUCAGGCUUCGAACGGGAAACCUGGUACAGAUACUGUCAUGACAGAAAGCUGACUAUUUCCUAAUCACCAUAGUUAUGUUGUAGUGAUUGAUGACAUCUACUCAAGCAUCCGAAUGUCCCCAACGCCCCAAGGGUUUCAAUUUUACCUAAAGAGACAUCCUCGACGCAAUAGCGACUGUCAACCUGCGGGCGAAGCGGCUGAACAAACAUCCUACACAGAAAUCCAAGCAUUUUAAGGUAGAUUCCUUUGGGGUUGUACUGACAGAUUUAUAUUUUCUCUUUUGUCCGUUCCGGUUUAUGAGCGAUUUAUUGCUUGUAUCUUAUGUUCUGUUUGUGAAGUCUCUACGUUUCUAUUCAUUUCCGUUGCCUAUAGUCAAUGUGGCAUAUUCAACAACGUUACAAAUAUGGAAUUUUAUUGGGAAAUAGCUUUUAAUACGACAUUUGGUCUUUAUCUCAUCCC
Talaromyces stipitatus ATCC 10500 is the source of this 2393-nucleotide messenger RNA. RefSeq lists its product as uncharacterized. Bases 1 to 1986 code for a protein of 661 amino acids. The record is from RefSeq and is a predicted model, not a curated record. The transcript has 2 exons. Gene Ontology annotation, molecular function: telomerase RNA binding; protein binding; telomeric repeat DNA binding. Gene Ontology annotation, biological process: nuclear-transcribed mRNA catabolic process, nonsense-mediated decay. Lineage: Eukaryota; Fungi; Ascomycota; Eurotiomycetes; Eurotiales; Trichocomaceae. Gene Ontology annotation, cellular component: telomerase holoenzyme complex.